AUGGGUUUACCCGUAGAGGGUUCGGCCAUUGACUGGGAUACGACUGAGAAGGCUGGACCAAGCGUUCAAAAAUGGGCGACCGAGCAAUUGCUUUGUAUUUGGCACAAACAGCGCCAUCGUAGCGACAGUUCCGCAACGUGGGGUGAUGAGAUUGAAUACAACCUGGUUGAUCUGGACCAUGAUGCAUCGCGCGCGACAAUGUUGCUAGAACAGGAGAGAGUCAUCCGAGAGUGGGAGCGAGAUCCUUCCAGCACGGAAUCGCCAGUGACUCUGCAGUGGGAAGGAGCUAAAUACGUCGUCGAAACAACGCCAGCCAAGCCAUACUCGGAAAGUAUCGAGGAUCUUUUAAGUGUUCAAGCAAACAUGAGAAAGAGGCGAGAAACAAUCAAUCGCUCCCUCGCCUCCAAUCAACACACCAUCUCAAUAGGCUCAUUCCCUCGCGCUGGAGUUGAUGGCCAAUGGACAACGCCACAGGGACCGACCCAAACGAGUCACUCUCUUUGCAUGCUUCCACGAUAUAGGAGUCUCUUUAGGAGCAUACAUGGUCGGAGGCAGGGUAACCCUAAAAAGACACGCCUUUACAUCCAUCAAGACUCGCAAACGACCAAGUCGCCUCCGCAAGAGAGAGUUCAAGAUUCUAUCUGCUUAGACCAUAUCGAAGUCGGAGUAGGCAGCAGCAGUCUCCAGACAACAUUCCAGACAUCGAAUGAAGCUGAAUGCCGCUGGCUAUAUGACCAGCUUAUACCCCUCGCGCCAGUCUUUCUCGCCAUGACAGCAGCAGUCCCAAUAUGGAAAGGAUACCUGGUUGACACGGAUGUUCGAUGGCAGCGAUUCGGAGAUAUAGUAGACGACCGCCGACCAGACGAGAUGGAGCAUACGCGCCUUCUAGACGGAGACAUGGACGACCAACUAGCAACUCACUUCGCCUCGAUCCUCUCCCGCGACCCCCUCGUCCUAACCCAAGAUGACAUGUCCCACUUCAACACAUCAAAUACCAAACUCUUCGAGCUCCUGCACGGCUGCACAUGGCACUCAGUGCGCUUCAAACCCCCCGUCUCGGACAGCGGACCAGGCUGGUGCGUCGAGUUCCGAACAAUGGAGGCUCAACUCACAGAUAGGGACAAUGCUGCCUUUGCCAUAUUCACUUACCUCCUCUCGAGGGCAAUUGUGGCUCUCCAUUUGAACUUCUAUAUCCCAAUUGAUAAAGUGGGAGAGUCAAUGGAGUUUGCGAGUAAGCGCAACGCAGUCCUUGACGAACGCUUAUGGUUCCGUCACUCGGGGUGGUUGGCUGAGUCGACUCAUCUGCCUAGGCCGGCGAGAUCGGCGUGCAAGGAAAAGGCCCAGACUCGUGUUGAGGGUGUGGAUUCUGCUUUGUUGACUGCUGAUGAGAUUUUUAACGGGGAGGCGGAUCAUAGGGGGUUCCCUGGGUUGAUACCGCUGGUGCGGUAUUAUCUUGAGUAUAGCGAGAUGCCGCUGGCGGAGCAGGAGAGGAUUGCGCCGUACUUGGAUGUUGUGGGGAAACGGGCCAGUGGGGAGAUGCCAACGCCGGCGUCUUGGAUGAGGGAGUUUGUGAGUCGACAUGAGGAUUACCGGCAGGAUGGUUAUGUCGAUGAGAAAGUGUGUUAUGAUAUGAUGAAGGAGAUUGUGCGCAUGAAUGAAGAGUGA
Messenger RNA from Penicillium nucicola, 1665 nucleotides. Its product is annotated as Glutamate-cysteine ligase catalytic subunit. The record is from RefSeq and is a predicted model, not a curated record. Lineage: Eukaryota; Fungi; Ascomycota; Eurotiomycetes; Eurotiales; Aspergillaceae. Gene Ontology annotation, biological process: glutathione biosynthetic process. Gene Ontology annotation, molecular function: glutamate-cysteine ligase activity. The transcript is spliced from 7 exons. Bases 1 to 1665 code for a protein of 554 amino acids.